Molecule: messenger RNA, 810 nt
Organism: Priceomyces carsonii
Lineage: Eukaryota; Fungi; Ascomycota; Pichiomycetes; Serinales; Debaryomycetaceae
Gene: CHO1
Product: CDP-diacylglycerol-serine O-phosphatidyltransferase
Exons: 1
Coding region: 1-810 (269 amino acids)
Biological process (GO): phospholipid biosynthetic process
Cellular component (GO): membrane
Molecular function (GO): phosphotransferase activity, for other substituted phosphate groups
Source: RefSeq, a predicted model, not a curated record
AUGUCAGGACGCUCAUCAAGUGUUAAGAAGAAUGAAUCAGCGAUUUCUUCUGAUUUCGAUUCUGAUGGGGACGUAAUUGAUGUUCCAUCGAGAAAUCCACCGAUCAGAAGGUCGUCGUCGUUAUUCUCAUUAAGUUCCAAAGAUAUGCUACCAAAACCCGAUGAAAGAGAAUACAAAGCUUUCAUAACUGACACAAGACAUUUUAGUUUGAUAAGAAAUUUACACAUGGCAGAUUUCAUAACGUUGCUUAAUGGUUUCUCUGGAUUUUAUUCCAUCAUCUCAUGUUUGAGAUUUACUCUCACGGGUAAGAGUCACUAUGUACAGAGGGCCCAUUUUUUUAUAUGCUUAGGUUUGUUCUUUGAUUUCUUUGAUGGUAGGGUUGCUAGAUUGAGGAAUAAGAGUUCAUUAAUGGGCCAAGAAUUGGACUCUUUAGCAGAUUUAAUUUCGUUUGGGGUGAGUCCUGCCACUAUUGCAUUUGCAAUUGGCUUUCAAAGUACCAUUGAUGUCUUGAUGUUAACAUUCUGGGUCCUAUGUGGACUCACUAGGUUAGCAAGAUUCAAUAUAACGGCGAAUAAAAUACCAAAAGAUGAACAUGGAAAACCUCAAUAUUUUGAGGGUUUUCCUAUCCCUACCAAUCUUUUCUGGGUAUUUCUGAUGGCCUUUCUCGUCUACAAGGGCUGGAUAUUAGAUAAUUUACCUGGUGGAAAGGCCUUCGAGGGUACCUUUUUUGAAUUCCAUGUGUUCGCUCUCGGAUUUGUUGUACAGGGUUGCGGUGAAAUAUCUAAAUCUUUGAAAAUUCCUAAACCCUAG